Molecule: messenger RNA, 1872 nt
Organism: Paramecium tetraurelia
Lineage: Eukaryota; Ciliophora; Oligohymenophorea; Peniculida; Parameciidae
Exons: 7
Biological process (GO): regulation of DNA-templated transcription
Molecular function (GO): DNA-binding transcription factor activity
Source: RefSeq, a predicted model, not a curated record
AUGUAAUAACCAGCCGAAGAAUUAGAUUAAUUAAUACAAACCUUAAAUAAUUAAUCAACCAUUCCCUUCCUUCAGCAAGCUCUCACUUAGGAUUAAUUGCUGGCUCAAAAUGCUCGUCUGCUCUAACAAUUGCAUGAAUAGCAGAGGAUGUUGAAUUUGCAAAGUCUGUUCACUUAGAGUGUUCUCCAGAAUCCCUUUAUGAAUUAAUAAAUCACUCAGGAGAGCAAGAAGAUCAAGAAAACAAAGUCAACACUUCAGAGAAUUCAAUCUAAUGCUAGUCUAAAAGAACAAGCCCCUCAAUUACAGGAAAUUAAAGGUAAUGUCAAGAACGCAUACAUUAAGAAGAUUACCUCUUUGCUCAGCGUAGAAGGUGAAAAACUCUUGGAUGAAGAAUUGCAGGAAGAUCUACAAGGAGAGAGUUCAUCAGAAGAAGUAUCAAAAGAACAGAAGUUUGGUUUGGCUGGACUUUUAGGAUCUGCAAAUGAUUUAUUGAGUGCUGAGUCAAAGAACAAGCGCUUAAGAUAGAGUGCCAAGAAUUCCCGUCUAAGAAAGAAGGUGUAUUUGAAGUUAUUGGAGAAAAAAGUCUCCGAUCUAGAUUAAAAAAUAUAGGAAUAUAAAAAAACAACAAGAUAAUCCUUUGAGUAUUUGACUUAAUUACUUUCAUCCCAUCCCAUUCUAAAUAGCAUGAUCAUUGCUAAUUCAAAUGCUAUCGAUCAAAUUAUACAAUGCAAACAACCCGAUUAAGCCUAGCUUAUUUUAGAUUCGUAUUUGAUGAGAUAUGGGACAUGUGGAAUCAAAAGGAGAGACUAUUUAAAAUAUGCAGUUAAAAAUAUUCAAAGAAAUUUCUUAAAAGGAAACUACGGGUUGCAAUUGAUUAGUUUCAAUACUGAUCAUAAAAACUAUGAUGAUGAAUUCAACAACUAUGUUGAAAUCAUCAAAAAACAAACUAAAUUAGACGAUGAGAAUUUAAUUUAUAAAAAAGACAUCAUAAUAGUAUUCACAUCGAUUAUACAUAGAUUAUUAUUAAAGUUUAAUACAGAAAUGAAAAAAUUGAAAUCGGUGCAAUAAGAGGUGGAAGAGAAUGUCAAUCAAUUUACUCAAUAAUUAACACCCAUUCAACAAGUUGAAUUAAUCAAAGGGGUAGAGAAACUAACAACUUUCAAUAGAUCACUCAUAAUUCGAUUAUUUUAUAAUGAUAAAAUAUAUAUUAAUUUUUAAUAAAAAUAACAAUCAAAAAUGGAAUUAUUAAACCAUUAGGAGAAGGAAUUACUAAGCAAAUAUAACAAAUACCUUUCAAAUAGCAAGACAUUAGAACCGACUAAAUAUUCUGAUAUAUUUAUUGGAAAACAUGAAAUAGAUAGUGGAUAACUAAGAGAUGAGAUCAAAUUUCAAAAUACAAAAAUGGGUGUCAAAUCUUCAUCAGCCACUAAAAGAAAUGAAUUCAAAAAUAUUAUGUCAGAGUUGAGAAGUGCUUAGGUUUUAAAGAGAGAAAAUGAGAAUAAGAAUUAAAGUAGUGUGUUAAUUUAAGAAAAUUCAAGAUAGAAAUAAUAAUAAUUUGAUUAGAGUUAGAUGUUCUUAAUAAGGGAAUGUUUGGAUAAGCCUGAGAAGCAAGUAAGAUAGAUUUCAUCUAUAUCAUAAGAUAAUCUCGAAUAAAAAAAUAUCUAAGAGAAAUUGAAGUGUAGGCAAUCAACAUUUGAUAUUUAAAGAUAAUUUAAUGAAAAACUACUGUAACAGCUUGAAACAUUAAUAAAAAAGAAAAAAAUAGAUAGCAAAUUCUUAUUUUCCAUGAUUCAAAAACACAUUGAGGAGUGUCCCUAAUUUGGUAAAAGAGUCAAGGAAGAUAUCAAAGAAUUAUUGCAGUAAUUAUUAUGA